AGGCAUUGUUAUAAACAAAGUUUUUGAACAUAUGUUUGGAGAUAUCAUGGAAAACUUCCAACCAAGCUUAAUGGUUGACUUGCAAUUCAUGAUUAAAAUAUUUUCAAAACAGGAUGACGCUUUUUGA
Molecule: messenger RNA, 127 nt
Organism: Acaulospora morrowiae
Lineage: Eukaryota; Fungi; Glomeromycota; Glomeromycetes; Diversisporales; Acaulosporaceae
Source: the annotation of a GenBank genome assembly